AUGGAUUUAAUGAAUUUAAAUAAUAAUAUUGUACAUUUUGAUCCAAAACGAUGUUGUAAUACUGUUUAUGUACAUGUUUAUGGACAUGAUGUUCUAUCGCGUGCAGAAUAUUUAAUACGAAAAUUAAAUAAAUUAAUUGGUCAUGAUCCAGUUAUAAGUAAAAUUGUUCAAGUUAUAUUAUUUCUAACUCCAUGUCUAGUAACAAAUUAUAAUCCGGAUUUUUAUUAUCAACCAUUUGAAAAAACAAUUCGUCAUAUAGUACAAGCACAAGAACAAUAUACUCAUAUAUUAUGUUCUUAUUUGACGUAUCGUUAUGGAGAAAUUGAAGGACAAAAAUUAUUAAUAUCUAUUAUAGGAGAAAUUCUUGAACAUCAAAAAUUUGGAGCUGAUGUAGAUAGAAUUUUACUUGAACGACAACCCUUUGCUAAUCUUGUUUAUACAAUGUUAAUGUCAUUUUCGCUCAAUUAA
Molecule: messenger RNA, 468 nt
Organism: Adineta steineri
Lineage: Eukaryota; Metazoa; Rotifera; Eurotatoria; Adinetida; Adinetidae
Source: the annotation of a GenBank genome assembly